Rhinocladiella mackenziei CBS 650.93 is the source of this 765-nucleotide messenger RNA. RefSeq lists its product as uncharacterized. NCBI's taxonomy places the organism in Eukaryota, Fungi, Ascomycota, Eurotiomycetes, Chaetothyriales, Herpotrichiellaceae. The transcript has 2 exons. Bases 1 to 765 code for a protein of 254 amino acids. The record is from RefSeq and is a predicted model, not a curated record.
AUGUCGUUGCGCGGUAAAGUCAUCGCCAUAACUGGAGCAGCAUCUGGGAUUGGAUUGCAGUUGACCAGGCUUGCGGCCUCUCGCGGAGCAAAAUUGGCGCUGGCUGAUAUUCAACCAGGGCCAUUGGACGACAUUGUCAACGAGAUAAAAUGCUCCGGAGUUGAGGUUGUUGGAAGUCGUUUGGAUGUGACAUCCCACAAAGAAGUGGACGACUGGGUCAAUGCGACCGUGAGCCAUUUUGGAACCAUCGAUGGUGCCGCAAAUUUAGCGGGAGUCGAAGGUGGAAAGAAAAUGGCAGCCAUGUUGGCUGAUGUUUCGAAUGAAGACUGGGACUAUAUAUUGUCAGUCAACCUGACGGGCCUCAUGUAUUGUGUCAGGGCUCAAGUCAGGGUGAUGCAGGCAGGAGCUUCCAUUGUGAAUGCUGCCGGCAUCUCUGGGCUGAUAGGCCGACCCGGAAUUUGCGCAUACUCAGUCUCGAAGCAUGGCGUGGUUGGGCUGACAAAGACAGUGGCGAAAGAAGUUGGAUCGAAGGGUAUUAGGGUCAACGCUGUUGCGCCGGGGCCCGUUGAUACGCCAAUGCUUCAGAGAAUCUUUCAGGCGUCUGACAGCACAUAUCUUCCCUUCACCAGCACAUAUGCAAACAUGCCUCUGCAAAGAACAGGUCAAGCAGAGGAGGUGGCAAACUUGUUCGCCUUCUUGCUCAGUGACGAAUCAAGCUUCAUAACAGGAAUUGUCUGCCCAUGUGACGGUGGAAUUAUGGCCUGA